Penaeus indicus is the source of this 2121-nucleotide messenger RNA. RefSeq names its product SH3 domain-binding glutamic acid-rich protein-like. Lineage: Eukaryota; Metazoa; Arthropoda; Malacostraca; Decapoda; Penaeidae. The transcript has 6 exons. Gene Ontology annotation, cellular component: cytoplasm. Bases 1 to 834 code for a protein of 277 amino acids. The record is from RefSeq and is a predicted model, not a curated record.
AUGAAGAAACAAAGCCACUUGGACGCAGAGAGACAGCCACUUCAUGGGCGCGAGAGUUCAAGGAAUUUUGAUUUAGUAGGAGUAAUAAUCAAUACCGUUACAAUUCUUACCCUUUCUCUCUCUCUCCCCCUCCCCCCCGGGCAGGUCAAGAAGAACCAGCAGCGCGCCCUCAUGAUCCUGGAGAGCAAGAACAUUCCGUUCGUGACCAUCGACAUCACCGACCCGGGCUGCGAGGACUCCAAGGAUUACAUGAACGAGAACGCCAGGCCCAAAGGGAACAACAAGGUGCCCAUGACGCCGCAGAUCUUCAAUGACGCCGAGUAUUGCGGGGACUUCGAAGACCUCGACAUGGCCAACGAAACGGACACACUGGGCGAGUUCCUCAAACUCACAGACGAAGAGAAGAAAAGCAUCAAGAUCGGCAUCACGAGUCUCUUACCCGAAGAGAGAGCCAAGCAACAACAGGAGGGGGAGAAGAUGACCAAUGGCGUGUCAGCCAGUCGAGAGGCUGAGGUGAACGAGGUACCAGCUGCCGCAACUGAAUCCACCACAGAAGACAAAGGGUUGAGAGAAACGGAAGAUGUCAGUGGAAUGGUGAAUGAGGAACCAGCGGCAGAAGGUGUUGAUGCAGAAGUGGUCUCCGAAGAAUUGAAAGAAGAGAGUGUUGAAGGGAAGGAAGCUGCUGGUGAGGUUGAGGAAGAGAAAGAGAAAGAGGAGGAGGAGGAAGGAGAGGAAGAGGAAGAGGAAGAGGAAGAAGAGGAGGAAGGUGAGGCAGGAGAAGCAGACACAUCAACGAAAGUCAAAGAAGUGGAAGAGGAGGAAGCCGAAGCAUAGAGACGAUCAUAGACCUUAAGACAAAAUCUACACUAAGCCUGCCAGUCACCAAUCAGACCUGACGAAAGGGAAAGUAGGAGACAGCCAGUGGUAUACACAUUAGUGAUCCAUCAACGCAGUGAAACGCAACAAGAGGAGAAUCUCACUACCUGCUUGAGAUUGGGCCCAUACCAUUUAUCAUCUGAUUUCUUGUUUUUCUUUCUUUUCUUUUUUUUUGUGAGUGAGAUGACCAGAUGGCGAGCAACAGAGCAUUUUGAAUACCACUGCCAACAAGCUGCUCACAGCCAACUCCUUGUAUGGUGAAGAUAAAGAAUGAAAAGAUUUUAAAAAAGGGAAAAAAAUUACUGCAUUCUACGACAGGUUAUGUAAAACUACCAACCCUUUCUCUAAUGACUUCAUUCACAAGCCCAUUUCAACCGUGUUCCUAUACUUUACAUGACAAACCAUAUUGCCUGGGUGUGUCCUGGAGCCGAAAAUUGCCUACUCGGUUUAAGAAAAAACAAAUAAACAAAAAAAAAAAAAAAAAAAAAAAAAAAAAAAGCGAAAGACAGACACAACAUUAUCUCAUCGUCUUGAUAUUACGUACACAUUUGUACUGCAUGGACUACACUUCUCCUAUGAUGCUCUCUCUCACUUUUCAAUCCUUCCAGACUAAUUACUUUGUAGAUCUGUUGUGAUCUCUAAUGAAGAUCCUAAUUAAAUGAACUAUUUUAGCUCCUGGUAUCAUCUUUACGAAAAGGAUAUACUCUCUGUAUACUCAUAUAAAUCAGUAUUACUAAAUGAUAUGACUCAUCCUUAUAAUUGAUGUUAUUAUAAGUAUGUAUUUAUGAUUUAUUCAUAAAUAUUGAAAUCCAAAGGACGUUGGCAAUGUUCGGCGAUGCAAUAAAUUGAUGAUAAAAUUUUGCUGGUUCUUUUCCAGCAUCUUUGCGAAUAUUUUUUUUGAAAAGUAUAUAUGGCCAGUGAUUGCAAAAAUGAAAAAAAUGAAAAAAAAUGAAAAAAAAAAAGUUUAUAGGUGCAAGAUCCUCAAGGGAAGCAGACAAUAAAUAUAUAAGAAAGUUGAUAUGUAUGUAUUUAAAUUACCAUCUCUGAUGUGCGUAGGAGUUGCAGAAAACAAAACUUGAUAAGUGCAAUAAAUGACUAAUGAUAUAAAAAAAGAUAACACUGCCACUACCUGUGUGUUGUGACAGGUUGUGAUGAAGUUGUAUGUUAUUCACAUGCCAGGAACCUGCCACAUUUAUAUGCAAUUUAAGUGUAUCUUGAGCAUACACACACACACAAACACUUACA